UCAAAGUUCAAUAUCACUUGUCAAGUUUACCUUCCUCAACAAAAAAAAAAGGAAAAAAAAAAUAGAAAACAAGAAGUCACUGCAGGAAAAGAACCGGAGGCAACUUCGCCCUCCUCCCCUGCGUCUCCUCUCGCACACUGAAGGCACACUGGGAAAAAAGUAAUAAUAAUUAAAAAAAAAGACUUUUUUGCUUUCAUCAAUAGUGUGUGCUACUGUGGGAUGCUAAUUUGAGCCAGGCCUUGUGGCUAUUAUGGUCCGGGUGUUGCCGAUUCGCCAUUUUCAGAGACGGAGCUUUUUUUUUUUUUGCUUUCUGAUUGUGAGGAAAAUCUUUCACAUAAAGAGUAGUCUUUCGUAACAAGCCCUUGAUUUCACAAUAAGCAGCAAAUCAAUCCUUGACGCAUUUCGGCCAAAAAAAAGAAAGAAUGGAUCAAGCAAGGUCACAUUCUAGAGCACCAGGCUCAGGCUCAACACCAUCAGAGGAAUCAUCUCUAGAUCUCGAAAAAUACAGCUUCAAUAAUUCCUACCGCCCUUCGUUCAGCCCACCGCCACUUCAACCGCACACAUCGGCUGGUCAACACUGCGAGAGCAGCGCUGCCUAUUUCUCAUGGCCGUGCCGUAUAAAAGACGAUGCAGAAGAGAGGGCGAAUUAUUUCGCAAACCUUCAAAAGGGCGUCCUUCCGGAAACCCUCGGUCAGCUGCCCGAAGGACAGCGCGCUAAUUCACUGCUUGAGCUCAUGACAAUUAGGGCAUUCCACAGUAAGAUCCUGCGGUGCUACAGCCUCGGCACAGCGAUCGGUUUUCGUAUCAGGCGCGGUGUUCUGACUGACGUACCUGCAAUUCUGGUUUUCGUUUCGAGGAAAGUGCACAAGCAGUGGCUUAGUCCUAUCCAGUGCCUGCCUACUGCUUUGGAGGGACCAGGGGGUGUAUGGUGUGAUGUGGAUGUGGUGGAAUUUUCUUACUUUGGUGCACCUGAGCCUGCACCGAAGGAACAGUUGUAUGCUGAGAUUGUUGAUGACCUGCGUGGGGGUGAUCCUUGUAUUGGUUCUGGUUCUCAGGUUGCGAACCAGGAAACAUAUGGAACCUUAGGCGCCAUUGUAAGAAGCCAAACAGGCAAUCGUCAAAUCGGUUUCCUCACAAAUCGACACGUGGCAGUUGACUUAGAUUACCCAAAUCAGAAAAUGUUUCAUCCUCUACCACCAACACUUGGACCUGGUGUUUAUCUCGGUGCAGUUGAACGAGCAACUUCAUUCAUCAGAGACGAUCUCUGGUUCGGCAUUUUCGCUGGCAUUAAUCCAGAAACAUUCGUAAGAGCGGAUGGUGCAUUUAUUCCAUUCGCAGACGAUUUCGACAUGACAGCUGUAACCACAUCUGUAAAAAGGAUAGGUGAAAUUGGAGAUGUGAAAACUAUAGACUUACAGUCUCCGAUCGACAGUCUAGUUGGGAAGCAAGUGAUGAAGGUGGGGAGGAGUUCGGGAUUCACUACAGGAACUGUUUUGGCAUAUGCUCUCGAGUACAACGACGAAAAGGGAAUAUGCUUUCUGACCGAUUUUCUUGUUGUUGGAGAAAACCAGCAGACUUUCGAUCUCGAAGGUGACAGUGGUAGCCUCAUUGUAUUGAAGGGUGAAAACGGGGAGAAGCCCCGCCCGGUUGGGAUAAUAUGGGGCGGAACCGCCAAUAGGGGCCGCCUUAAGCUGAAAGUGGGCCAGCCGCCGGAGAAUUGGACCAGCGGUGUUGAUCUUGGCCGCCUACUCAAUUUCCUCGAACUUGAUAUCAUUACUUCGGAUGAAGCACUCGGAGUUGCAGUGCAAGAACAAUUAGCUGCUUCAAUGACAAUGGUGGGAUCCACUGCUGGUGACUCAUCGCCUCCACCCGAUGUAAUAAUGCUCCCAAAGGACAAAUCCGAGCCGUUGGGUCUUCACAUCCAGCACAUCCCUUUAACGGAAGAUGGUCCGUGUGGGCCCGACAUUAACUCAUCCCCCGCAGAAGGCCCGUUCGAUUUGGAAGACGUGCCCAAUGCAGGCCCCAGUUUCGAGCACCAGUUCAUACCCAGCUUUAACGGGGAGCCCAUUGUGCGGGAUGAAGACGCAGAUCGGUUGGAAUCCGAGAAUCUUUCUGUACUGAGGAACGACUGUGGUGAAGACCUUAGCUUUUCACUGCAAUUGGGGGAGAACGAGCCGAAAAGAAGAAAAUCGGAACCGAACUGAACUUUUAACUUUGUUUAAUUUCUUGUAUGAUAAUUAAUUGAGCCAAAAAUGUUGCUUUAUUUUAUCGUUGUUGCUCGGAUGGUUCGAUUUAUGAGAGAUUUUGCUUGUGUAAUUUUGCUUGGAAUGAUAAACUUAUGUACCUUUGUGCUGCAUUUUAAUUUGAAUGCAAAGUGGUGUUAAAUGUUUUUGGGAAUACA
Messenger RNA from Erythranthe guttata (spotted monkey flower), 2401 nucleotides. RefSeq lists its product as hypothetical. Lineage: Eukaryota; Viridiplantae; Streptophyta; Magnoliopsida; Lamiales; Phrymaceae. The record is from RefSeq and is a predicted model, not a curated record.